Molecule: messenger RNA, 1578 nt
Organism: Knipowitschia caucasica
Lineage: Eukaryota; Metazoa; Chordata; Actinopteri; Gobiiformes; Gobiidae
Source: the annotation of a GenBank genome assembly
AUGAUCGUUUGGUUUUACGCAUGCUCUUUUUUCCUGGCAGCUCUGUCUGCACCCAGGGGUUCAUCUGUCUCCAGCCGCUGCUCCGGACGCGCCUGCAACCCGCGCAUGGGGAACCUGGCAGUGGGCAGACGCAUCACCACUCAGUCCGUAUGUGGAACCAACUCCUCUGACGCGUUCUGUUUCUUCAAGCAAACUUUCCCCACUCGCAGCGGGAAGGAUUUCUGCGCCAGGCCAAAGUGCGGCAAGUGCAACGCCGCGAUCCCCGCAGUUGCGCAUCCUCCCUCGGCCAUGAGCGACUGUUCUUUCCGCUUCCCUCACACCUGGUGGCAGUCUGCGGAGGGGGCGCAGGGGGAGACGCUGCAGCUGGACCUGGAGACCAAGUUUGUCUUUACGCACCUGAUCCUAGUGUUCCGCUCGCCUCGGCCCGCGGGGAUGAUGCUGGAGCGCUCCCAGGACCACGGCAGGACGUGGACGGUGCUCAAGUAUUAUGCCAAAAACUGUGAAGAGGUGUUUGGAGUCAGAGAGGGUCAGUCAUCAGGGAGGAAUGGGACCACAUGCAGCUCCAAGUACUCCGGAGCCUUCCCGUGCACCAGAGGAGAGGUGAUAUACAGGGCCCUCUCCCCUGGCAGUGCCCUGGACCCCUAUGGACCGGACGCUCUGGAGCAGCUGACCGUGACUAACCUGAGGGUGCGACUCCUCCAGCGCCAGCCCUGCCCCUGCGAGGCCAGACACUCCACAGAACUGCCCACAAAACAUUACGCCAUUUAUGACUUUAUAGUGAAGGGAAGCUGCCUCUGCCACGGCCAUGCGGACCACUGUGUGCCAGCCGGCUCGCACCACAGGAGAGCCAACAACAUGGUCCACGGGAAAUGUGUGUGUCGCCAUAACACUGCCGGCGACCACUGCCAACGAUGUGCUCCUCUUUACAACAGUCGACCGUGGCAGGCGGCCAACGGUGUCACCGGGAGCCCACAGGAGUGCCAGAAGUGCAAGUGCAAUGGCCACGCUCAGAGCUGCCACUUGGACCGUAAGCUGUGGCUGCAGUCGGGGCGGAGGAACGGAGGAGUGUGCGACAACUGCCUCCACAACACUGCAGGCCACCAGUGUCAAGUCUGUAGAAGGGGAUUCUACAGGGACCCAACUCUGCACAAAACGUCCCUGGAUUCCUGUAAACCUUGUUUGUGUCACCCUCUGGGCUCUGCCUCAGCCGGGGGUCCUGUCUGUGACCCCAGCAGCGGAGAGUGCACCUGUAAACCCGGAGCGGCCGGCCCUCGCUGUGACAGAUGCAUGAUGGGAUACUGGGGACUCGGACAAUAUGGCUGCCGACCCUGUGACUGCACAGGGGACUGUGAUCCAUACACCGGAGACUGUUUCUCUGACUCAGAUGUGGGGGUCCCGUUCACAGCCACUGACCACCGCAGCAAUAACAGUGAGACUGCGCUCUUCAGGCCAAAGGAGCUGUUCUCUGCACUGCACCACUCCGGUACGGUCACAUCCAUCACGGUCGACCACAGCGAAGACCAGAGCCGUCCAUUCAAAAAGACGGCACACAUACGAAUAACAAUGUCUCUGCUCUAA